This is a messenger RNA of Polypterus senegalus (gray bichir), 1284 nucleotides long. RefSeq names its product osteoclast stimulating factor 1 (gene ostf1). Lineage: Eukaryota; Metazoa; Chordata; Cladistia; Polypteriformes; Polypteridae. The coding region runs from base 177 to 821 and encodes 214 amino acids. The transcript is spliced from 10 exons. The record is from RefSeq and is a predicted model, not a curated record. Gene Ontology annotation, biological process: signal transduction. Gene Ontology annotation, molecular function: protein binding.
UGUGUGCGGCUAUCGCGGACCAGCAUGCACAGCGGCAGUAAUGACUCUUCCGCAUAAGUUCUAUCGCUUUACUUCCCUUUUUAACGUUUCAGAUAGUAGCCAAAAAGGAAGUUUUAAUGUCUUAAUUUUACAACUCACUCGGUGCGUUUUUCAGUGGUCGGUUAUCACUGUACAAAAUGUCUAAACCUCCACCCAAGCCAGCUAAACCUGGGCAGGUUAAAGUGUUCAGAGCAUUGUAUACAUUUGAACCAAGAACUCCUGAUGAACUGUACUUUGAAGAAGGGGACAUCUUGUAUAUCUCUGACACAAGUGAUAGCAAUUGGUGGAAAGGGACCUGUAAGGGCAGAACAGGAUUAAUUCCAAGUAAUUAUGUUGCAGAGCAGGCAGAAUCUAUAGAUAAUCCAAUGCACGAAGCAGCCAAAAGAGGUAACCUUAGCUGGCUGAGAGAAUGUUUGGACAACAGAGUUGGAAUCAAUGGCCUUGACAAAGCUGGAAAUACAGCACUUUACUGGGGUUGUCAUGGGGGACAUAAAGAUGUUGUGGAGGUGUUACUUGCACAAGCUAAUAUCGAACUAAAUCAGCAGAAUAAACUUGGAGACACUGCGUUACAUGCUGCUUCUUGGAAGGGUUAUGCUGAUAUUGUGGAGUUAUUACUCAGCAAAGGUGGAAGAACAGAUAUCUUAAACAAUGAAAAGAAAUUGGCUCUUGACAUGGCAACCAAUGCACAGUGUGCAUCAUUACUGAAAAAGAAACAAGUGACAAGUGUGCCCCGAACUGCUAGCAAUGCAGAUGAUUAUCUGGAUGAUGAAGACUCCGACUAAUUAAAAUUCUGUUUCAUGUUUCAUUUAGUAAAAAAAAAUUGUGCAAUGAUGUGCUCAAAUGAUUAGCAUUUCUGUGGGUGGUUAAUAUAAUAGUUUGCGUGGACUUUCAUAGUUAAAAUUAAUUAUGUUUAUAUUUAAAUUUUCUUUUUAACAACAUGCAUUUUUUACACUCUACGUAAUAUACAAAAUUUGUUCUUUCCUACAUCUUGACAUGUAUUGAUCAUGUUUUAAAAUAUAUUUUGAUCAGUGAACUUUUUCCUUGUAUUACUAAAUCAGAAAGUGAUGGGGGGAAAGUCAAAUGUCUCUCUACUGGUCCUUUACGAACCAGUUAAUAUGUCUAAUCGGAUUAUGGCAUUCUUUUUCAUAUUAAAGAUUAAUCGAAGUAUUGAAUUGUGGAAAAUCUUUUGAGUGUAACACACAUUCUGUCAACAUGAUGAAAAAAAUAUAUCUAUUUGAAUUGUUA